Molecule: messenger RNA, 619 nt
Organism: Triticum dicoccoides
Lineage: Eukaryota; Viridiplantae; Streptophyta; Magnoliopsida; Poales; Poaceae
Product: agamous-like MADS-box protein AGL29
Exons: 1
Coding region: 5-619 (204 amino acids)
Biological process (GO): positive regulation of transcription by RNA polymerase II
Molecular function (GO): DNA-binding transcription factor activity, RNA polymerase II-specific; protein dimerization activity; RNA polymerase II cis-regulatory region sequence-specific DNA binding
Source: RefSeq, a predicted model, not a curated record
UGCAAUGGGGCGGAAGAAGAUCGUAAUCCGGCGCAUCGAGAACAAGGCUGCACGGGACAUCUGCUUCUCCAAGCGCCGGCAGGGGCUGUUUCGCAAGGCGAACGAACUGGCCGUCAUGUGCGGCGCCCAGGUGGCCGCCGUCGUCUAUUCCCCGGCCGGCAAGGCCUAUUCCUUCGGCCACCCCUCCGCCGAGGACAUCGUCGACUGCUUCCUCCGCCCCGCGGAGCAGGCCGGGGCGGCGGGGGCUGGCAUGGGCGCCGCCGUCGUCCCGGACCGGCUGGCAGAGCUGCAACAGAAGUACAACAAGCUGUGCACGGAGCAGAGCGCGGUGGAGAAGCGGAAGGAGCGCUGGGGGGAGGCCAUAGCGAAGGGUCGCGCGGAGGGGAGCCAGGCGGCGGCGUGGCUGGACGCAGUCGCAGACCAGCGCGACAUGGGGGACGCGGACAUGCUGGCCUGCAUGGCUUCGCUGAGGGAGGCGCAGGUCACCGUGGCGGCGGGCGUCAACCAGGUCCUCCAGGACGGUCGCCGUGACCGGGAGCGGGAGGCAGCCCUCGCACCCCUGCCGCCACAGCUACUCGCCGGCGGCGGUGGCUUUGAGCUCGGUGGGACGGGGCCAUGA